Benincasa hispida (wax gourd) is the source of this 510-nucleotide messenger RNA. NCBI's taxonomy places the organism in Eukaryota, Viridiplantae, Streptophyta, Magnoliopsida, Cucurbitales, Cucurbitaceae. The record is from RefSeq and is a predicted model, not a curated record.
AUGAGGGCUACCCGGGUUGUAAAUCAGCCAUUACCUUCGGAGGAAGAGAUGAAGGAAGCUUCACAGAGAAGCGCCCUAGUCGUUUUGGAUCCUAAGGAAACUGUUCAAACAGAAUCCUAUGAAAAACCUAUCAGGGUUGCUUUGGAGGAGGUGGAAGCAAAGAAGCUACCUAAAAUGGCUGAGGAGAAGAACGAGGAGAAGAGAGCCGAAGGUGAUGAAGAAGCCCAACCAAGGAAGGAAAAGAAAGAAAAAAAAUCGAGUGAGAAGAAGGAACGCAGGCGAGAAGGAAAGCGCCUGAAGAAGAAGGAAGAAAAGAGAAAGAGGGCUGAGAGCCCAGAAGUCGACGAAGAAUCAACCACCGCAAAGGUGGAUGAGGGGAUGUCAACGCAACAAAGAGAAUCAGCGCAACCUAAAAAGGAAUCAACGCAAAUAAGAAUGGUUAUGACUGACGAUGGAGAGGAUCCAGACAUCACCCCUCUUAUGCGGCUUCGCAAGGAGAAUGCGCCGUAG